This is a messenger RNA of Dipodomys spectabilis (banner-tailed kangaroo rat), 708 nucleotides long. Its product is annotated as protein FAM246A-like. The record is from RefSeq and is a predicted model, not a curated record. The transcript has a single exon. NCBI's taxonomy places the organism in Eukaryota, Metazoa, Chordata, Mammalia, Rodentia, Heteromyidae. The coding region runs from base 1 to 708 and encodes 235 amino acids.
AUGGCGGCGGAGUCCGGACGCUCGUGGACUCAAGCGCGCAGCGUCUAUGGUGCCAGCGAAGCUUUGCGGCGAGGCGCAGGCCGCCGGCAGGACCCGGGAUCGCAGACCAAUGGGCCAAUAGUCUCGGAGGACAUCCGCGCCCCAGGCCGACUGGCUCGCCUGCGGGGACAACUCCGGGCCGAGGCAGCGGCGGCGCGGGCCGAGGCGCCGCGGCUGCUGCGGGUGGUGGAGCGCGCGGGCGCUGGCGCGACGGGGAUCAGCGAGAGGACGGAUGCGCGCAGCAGUGGCUCGGUGUGCUCCGUGUGCGGGGAGCCCCGCGGCGGGGCCACCUACCCCGCGGGCGUGCUCGAGGUGAGCGAGCGGCGGCUGCAGGAAGGCCUGGCGGCCGUGCGCGCCGAGCUGGGCGUGGGGCUCGAGGCGCUGCGCGCGGAGCUUCGGGCCGAGCUGGACGCCCUGCGCGCGCUGCUGCCACCGCAGCCCCCGCCGCCGGCCCCGCGCCGCGAGCCCCGGGCGGCUCCCCGCGCCGCGCACCGCGGCCCCUCCCUGCUACGGGCUCUAGGCACGGUCAACGCUUUCGUGGCAGCCACGAAACCUGCGGACGACACCCUUGAUGACCCUGCCGACGGCGGCGCCAAUCGAAUCCCAGCACGCAAGAACCAUAAGAAAACUCCAGUGCCACCUGGAGCCCAGCAAGGUGGAGGAGAUUGA